This is a messenger RNA of Aureobasidium melanogenum CBS 110374, 930 nucleotides long. Its product is annotated as alpha/beta-hydrolase. The coding region runs from base 1 to 930 and encodes 309 amino acids. The record is from RefSeq and is a predicted model, not a curated record. NCBI's taxonomy places the organism in Eukaryota, Fungi, Ascomycota, Dothideomycetes, Dothideales, Saccotheciaceae. The transcript has a single exon. Gene Ontology annotation, molecular function: hydrolase activity.
AUGGCAGCACGUACUUUUGACUCCUCCCGCUGGACUUCCAAGCGCCAACUGCUUUCUGGAAAACCAUCCACACCAACUGAAGUCUCCAUCCACUAUCUAUCCUGUUCUCCUCCUCCGAACCAAAAAUCCAAGGGAACCAUCCUUCUCAUCCACGGGUUCCCACAGACCUCUUACCAAUUCCGCCAUGUCAUUACUCCACUCGCGGAUGCUGGAUACACAGUCAUCGCACCCGACUACCGCGGCGCAGGAGAAAGUUCACGUCCCAGAGAUGGCUAUGAUAAACUCACCAUGGCUAAAGACUUACACACCCUUGUGACUGAACACAUCGGCAUCAAAGACAAAAUCCACGUCGUAGGCCACGACAUCGGGGGCAUGGUUGCCCACGCCUACGCAAUCCAAUUCCCUUCCUCCACAGCCAGCGUAUCUUGGGGAGAAUGUCCAUUGCCAGGAACGUCCAUCUACGCCAACUACGUUGCCGAAAACACAUACGGCGGUCUUUGGCAUUUUGUCUUUCACCAACAAAUCGAUGUACCUGAACUCUUGACCCAAGGCAAAGAAAGAGCAUACCUAAAAUCCUUCUACGAUAGAUUGACUCAACAUCCCUCUGCCAUCUCCUCUGUCGACACUGAUAUUUACGCAGCUCAGUUCUCGCAACCUGGAGCUAUGAGAGCUGGGUUUGAUGUCUAUCGUGCUUUUCACCAAGACCACGAGGACAAUAAAAAGAUACUAGAGAAGGAGGGAAAGUGUAAGGUGCCUUGUUGUGCGCUGUGGGGUGGAUUGAGUUUUAUGAUCGAGAUUGCCGAGAAGCAGGCUAGGGAUAUGUAUGAAGAUGUUGAGGUGGCGAAGGUGGAGGGGACGGGGCAUUGGUGUGCUGAAGAGAACCCAGAGAGUUUUGUAGAGCAGGUUUUGAGAUAUGUUGGGAAGCAUUAA